Messenger RNA from Pocillopora verrucosa, 1637 nucleotides. Lineage: Eukaryota; Metazoa; Cnidaria; Anthozoa; Scleractinia; Pocilloporidae. The record is from RefSeq and is a predicted model, not a curated record.
AUGUGUAACCACGCCUCUUCUCCUGGAAAUGAAGUAAUAAUUGGAUGUAUCUUUCCCCAGGGAGUGAAGAGUUCGCGACAGAGAGAAAAUGGAUAUCGAAAUCACAGGGAAGCAGGGAGUGGAGGGACGAGUUUGCGGCAGAGUGAAAAUGGAAAUCCGAAUCACAGGGAAGAAGGGAGUGGAGGGACGAGUUUGCUGCAGAGACUAAAUGGAAAUGUGAAUCACAGGGAAGCAGGGAGUGGAGGGACGAGUUUGCGGCAGAGAGAAAAUGGACGUCUGAAUAACAGGGAAGAAGGUGUUAGUAAAACCAGAACACGAGAAGACGAGAAGAGAGCCAGGGAAAGAGAAGGAGAAACCUCAUCCCUUCCUGGUGAUAGCGAGUCUACACCAUACCUCUGGCAGUUCAAAGAAGCAGAUUCUUAUCCUUGGAAAAAUUUCGGCCCCUCUGACAAUUUUGUUCUGGAAGAGCUUUACUGCGACGUGAACAAUGUGGAGGUUGAAAUAGAACUUGAAGACACCACAAUAAGACAUUCAAGAAAGUUAUCAAGAAAGCUGUCAGCCAAUUUUCACACAAUAUCCAUGAGCUUGUUCUCCCCCCUUAACCACUUUUUGAUCCGUCGACGCUCAACACCGUCUUACAUCAAAGAACGCGGCAACAAGUUUCCUACACUGUGGGUUUGGUAUUGGGAAGACAUCGAUGGAUGGAAAAAAUAUGCCGAAACAAAUCUUUGUUCUGGGGCAAAACAAGAGCAAAUUGAAGCAUCGUAUCUAAAUGGAGAACCUGCUUACUACUUUGAAAUCGAUGGGAACACUUUCGUAAUACAUUUUGAAGGUACACUUAUGAACCAAAGGAGUGUAGAUCCAGAAGUCCAAGCGGUUCGGCUUGUCAGAAGAAGACCAAUGCCUGCAAUGAGCAAUCCGAAAGGUCAGGUAAUGGCUGUUAAACGGACUGACCUGGAAAAGGACAGCGAAGAAUACCGAACUGUGAGUGAGCACUUUCACGAAACAAUGCCGGAACACCGCGCCUCUAUAUUGAUGGUGGAAAAAAUAACAAAUGGUCAUUUAUUGCAGAAAUACGAAAGAAAGUGCCAAGAAAUGAGAGAGCAACGUAAACCUAUGAAUGAAAAGUUUCUGUUCCAUGGUACAACGCCAGAUGUUGUUGAUGCUAUCUGCACGCGCAACUUUGACCACAGAGUGUGUGGGAAAAACGGGACAAGGUAUGGGCAAGGAAGCUAUUUCGCUGUGGACGCAUCUUACAGCAAUAACUACAGCAACAACUAUAGCAAAACUGAGGGUGACAAAACGAGAUACAUGUUUCUGGUAAAAGUGUUGACUGGAGAAUUUAUUCGUGCAGAGGAAGACUUUCGUCGACCACCAUUGAAGGAUCCGAGCAAUCUGGCAGGUGAUUUGUACGAUUCUUGCGUUAACGACGAAAAUUUACCGAAGAUCUUUGUAAUUUUUGAUAACGAACAGUGCUAUCCUUCGUAUUUAAUUAAAUAUCAUUUGAAAUAGUUUUAGGCAUCAAAGUCAGAUGCAUCAAACUACGGUAGAAAGUCGGUCACAAGCGCAUCUAUAAAUAAAGGGUCUUGAUAUUAGCAGGCAAGUAAAGAAUUUAAAGAAAGCGAGAAAACUUUUGA